Molecule: messenger RNA, 1575 nt
Organism: Peronospora belbahrii
Lineage: Eukaryota; Oomycota; Peronosporomycetes; Peronosporales; Peronosporaceae
Source: the annotation of a GenBank genome assembly
AUGUACCACCAGAUGCUACGUCAAUCUCUUCACGUCCAGGCAAGCGCCUUUGCUACGAAAGUAGUUGCACUCGCUCCCAAGCCGGUCAUGCUUUCACGCUACUUCUCAGCCAAAAACGUUCCCGUGAAGCAGACCAAUCUACUGAUUAAUGGCCAAUUUGUGCCGUCAAUCUCGGGCAAGACCUUCAAGACAUUUAACCCUGCUACAGAAGAAAAGAUUGCCGACGUCGCUGAGGCUGACAAAGCCGAUAUUGACGCUGCGGUGGCUGCUGCUCGCGCAGCAUUCAACGGCCCGUGGCGCACCAUGUCCGCUGCGGAUCGUGGUCGUCUUAUUUACAAGCUUGCCGACCUCAUCGAAGAAAAUAUUGACGAGCUUGCUGCCCUCGAAGCGCUCGAUAAUGGCAAACCAUGUGCUGAGGCUAAGACUGCUGAUCUUGGUCUUGUGCUCAAGACUUACCGUUACUACGCUGGAUGGGCCGACAAGAUUCAUGGCACCGUUAUCCCAAUUACGGGACCUUAUUUUUGCUACAACAAGCCCGAACCUGUCGGUGUGUGCGCACAAAUCAUCCCGUGGAAUUUUCCACUGUUGAUGAUGUCGUGGAAGCUUGGCCCAGCUCUUGCGGCUGGUAACACCAUUGUGCUAAAACCUGCUGAGCAGACACCGCUAUCUGCUCUCCGCGUCGGAGCACUCAUUGUAGAGGCUGGGUUCCCUAAGGGUGUGAUCAACAUUAUUUCGGGUGCGGGUGCUACUGCUGGCUGCCACCUCGCGCAGCAUCCCGAUGUCGACAAGGUCGCUUUCACAGGUUCCACUGAGGUUGGCUAUCAGAUCAUGCGCACAUCGCACGUGAGCAAUAUUAAGCGUGUCACGCUUGAGCUUGGUGGCAAGUCGGCCAAUAUCAUCCUGGACGAUGCCGACAUCGACUUGGCCAUCCAGCAAUCACAGCUCGGUCUAUUCCUGAAUCAGGGCCAGUGCUGCAUUGCCGGCACGCGUGUGUACGUGCAAGAAGGCAUUUACGAUGAGUUUGUAAGACGAUCGGUGGAGGCUGCUAAGUCUCGUGUCGUAGGCGACCCAUUCUCCUCCGCCACGGAGCAGGGAGCUCAAAUUGAUAAAAGUCAGUUUGAGAAGAUACUCAGUUACAUCGACAAGGGUGUGAAGGAGGGCGCUCGCUUGCUAACUGGUGGCAAGCGCCAUGGUGAUAAGGGCUGGUUCAUCCAGCCUACGGUAUUUGUGGAUGUAACGGAUGACAUGGCUAUUGCUCGUGAGGAGAUCUUUGGUCCUGUUAUGCCUAUUCUCAAAUUUAAGACCAUCGACGAAGUUAUUAAGCGUGCCAACGACUCCGCCUAUGGACUUGGUGCUGGUAUUGUGACUAAGAAUGUUGACCAUGCAAUUAAAAUCUCUAAUGGCAUUCGCACGGGUACAGUGUAUGUCAACUGCUACGAUGUUUUCGAUGCAAAUGCCCCGUUUGGCGGCUUCAAGGACUCGGGCAUUGGGCGAGAGAACGGAGAACUGGGGCUGCACAAUUACUUGGAACACAAGACUGUGAUAAUCAAGCGACCGGAAGACUCGAUGCCUUGA